Messenger RNA from Nothoprocta perdicaria, 2057 nucleotides. It is a transcript of the gene MUC13, whose product is annotated as mucin 13, cell surface associated. Bases 101 to 1177 code for a protein of 358 amino acids. The record is from RefSeq and is a predicted model, not a curated record. The transcript has 12 exons. Lineage: Eukaryota; Metazoa; Chordata; Aves; Tinamiformes; Tinamidae.
UUCCACACCGGCAGCAUCAACAACUCCAGGAACCACCACAGCAACCACAAAUGCACCGACAAGCACUUCCACACCUACAACAUCAGCAACUCCAGGAGACAUGUGUAGCUCAAGACCCUGUGGAACUUAUAUGGCUAAAUGCAUUGCUCUACAUAGCACUUUCGCUUGCGUGUGCCCAUAUGGAUUCUACCAUAAAGACAAGAACUGUCAUGUAGGCAAAAUAUUCCCAGGGCUCAUUACACUGGAGUGGUCUUACAGUUCUGCUGUUCAAGUGAUAAACUCCACUAUGUAUGAAGAAGUUUUCCUCAACGUAACAGCCUUUUUUCAAGGAAUUUUCAUAAAUGAGAAAAGCUUUGGGCAGACUGUAAUAGUGGAAAUUCAGGAAGUUCAGGGAACUGGAACUGGGAGAGCUAUGCGAAGAAGCAGUUCAGUGGAUAAUCCAAUGAAUAUAACGCUAAUGAACAUCUUUGCUGAAAAUUCAAAUAUAACAGAGGAAGACAUUGCUGAUGCAAUAAAUACAUCAACAAGCAGUGGAUAUAGUGGAUACCGAGCUACAAGCCACUGUGCAGUUUCUGGAUGCGAUCUCAGAACCACAGAGUGCAACGAAAAUGGUGAAUAUGCAGAAUGCGAGUGCAAAGAGGAUUACAGAAAGACAAAUUGGUAUGAUCGUUCUUGUUCAGAUUGCAGUAGUGAGUGUUCUGCAGCCAACAACCAGAUCUGUGUGAAAGAAAACGGGGUUCCAGCAUGCAAAUGUUUGGACAACUUUGAAAGGAAGGACAACCGAUGUGUGGCUUGUGCAGUGGGGUACUCUGGAGAGAACUGUAAGAACAAUAGCAAACUCAUCCUUAUAAUAGUGGGUACAGUGCUUGGAGCCAUUGUCUUGAUUUUCCUGAUAGCAAUCAUUGUCAUCUCAACAAGAUCCAAACACAAAAGAGAUCCAGAGAGGAAGAGUCUGAUAAAGUCGGGAUAUUUAAACUCGGAAGGCGCUGGCAAUACGCAGACCAGGAUGUUCCCCAGAGUGCAGACUACGAGUGGUCACGCGAACCCGGGAUAUGAGCCAAACAACCCUUACGAGAUGGAUUACUCGUCCAGGAGUAGCGCUUUGGAGCGGGAAUAUGAUGAUGAGUAUGAAAUCGCAAAGGAGCCUGACGGAUUUCGGCUGCAGCGCAGAUACUGAGUGACCGGAGCUGCAGACGGAUGAAGGACCACUGCAACAACAGAUCAGACCAAAGGUUUUUACGACCUCUUACUUCAGCUGCAGGAACAGCCAAGUCCAUAGUACCAGAUUCUCUGAGGACUUUCUAAAUGACGACCGCUUCUUGAAGGAGAUAAUGCACAGUAACUUGCUGAAAUAAGUGAAAAUAAAAAUGAAGCAGAGAGUAGGGAGGAGAAGGGGACAUCAAGAAAACCCCMAAAACCCAAUGUGCCUAAACAUCAGACUGCCUUAAGGAGGCCUAGUCACUGGAGAGUGGAUGUAGGCAAGAUACCAAGGUGUUAAUCCUGUUGUUUUUCAGUUCUUCCCAAAGAAGAAGCCAAUAUAUGACGCUGGUAUAUGCCAAUAUAUGAUGCCUCAGUGCAUGAUCUGUCAUCCAUGUCAGCCAGUGGCAACCUGCCCAGCUUUGAACAGUCAGGACAUUGCCAAAAACCCACAGGAUCAAAACUGAUCUUUAUGUGACCCUAAGCUCCUUCUCUUUACUGUAUGAGUUACCAUCUUUUGCCCUCAUUAACAAUAUCUUCAAACUGUUUUUCUUCAACUUGCAUGACUAGAUUGCUUUUACGUUCUCAACUGYUGUGAAAAACAUUGUGGGUCUUUUUGAGUUUCACACUCAACUUUUGAUGUUAUUAUCUCAGCUCUUUUUAUUUUUCAUUUAUUAUAUAUGCUCAAUCCUUCUGAAAAAGCGCCCAUAUUUUACUGYGUAAUUGCCUGUACAUUUACACUAUCCAUUGGCUAGCAUUAGCAUUUCUUGUACAUAAUAUAUAUAUGCCCACAUAUGUACAUAUAUUUAUAGGCUAACUUCAUCUAAAGUACAGAUUAAUUUUGUGUUUUAUUUUCUUUU